Molecule: messenger RNA, 1328 nt
Organism: Prorocentrum cordatum
Lineage: Eukaryota; Dinophyceae; Prorocentrales; Prorocentraceae
Source: the annotation of a GenBank genome assembly
GCCAGGGCAGGCGCGGCUGGAGAGAGCUCUGCGGUCGAUCCCCGCGGAGCUCUGGGCGGUGCCGCCGCUCCCCGCGCCGGGCCUCCUGCGGGAGCGCGCGGCGGUGCCGCCCGGGGUCCCCAACAAGGGGAACCCGCAGGUCGGGCGGAGCAGCGUCCAGAGGGCGCCGCCGAGCAAGGAGGGGAGCGUCACGUCCCGCGAGGACUCCAAGCCGCCCCCCGGCUCCGGGGCCGGGGCUGCCUCGGCGAGGGAGAGCGCGCUGCUGCUGCCCAGCCCGCCACCGUCCCGCCCCGCCAGCAGCUGCUCCUCCGGCCCCGCCCCGGGCGACGCCUCGCCGGGCAUCGUGGAGGGCCGCUGCAGGCUCUGCGGCUGCGGCCUGGGGGUGAGCCCGUGGGGCAACCCGCGCUGCCGCGGCUGCUCGGCGGUGGAGGUCGUCCGCCUCGAGCACCACCCGCUGCGGCCGCUGCUGCUGGACUGGCCCGCUGGCUUCCACAGGCUGCCCACGAACGUUUGUGCUGCCCGUCUUCACCGAGCCGGUCAAGCUCACGCCGCCGCCUACGCCGCGCGUGGACAAGUUCCGCGAGCACGCGGCCGCCGACCAGACCGUGUGGGCCCCCGCCUCCGCGCGGGGCAGCGCCCUGUCGGGCCGCAGGCCCUGGCCGCGGCAGAGCUCGGGUGGCGUCAGCCGGGCCACCUCGGGCCGGCCCUGAGGUUCGGGCGGUCGCGCGCGGCUGAGCCGCCCCGACCCCUCCUCUCGCUGCGCCGUGCCCUUGAGAGGCAGGAUUUUCCCGUGCGCAGGGCAUCCCCAGACCUCCACCCGUCCUCCACCUGCUCCUCCUCAUUCCCCCCCCCUCAUUCUCUCCCUGUGCCUCCGCUUUGUAGGGUGCGGAAUGCGAUGUCCUGGUCAUUGGUUGUGGCCUUGCAGAGCAAAAUCUUGCCUAGAAUGUGACCGCGCCAGCACCGGACGGGGCCACGAUGGCCCAAGUCCAUUUCGUAGGCAACGCCGCGGCCUGGCUCGCUGCCAGUUUCCUUGCGCAGUGCGCCGGUCUUCCAUCCUACAGUCGGCCCUGAUUAGUAGGUCGACCCUUCAACUUAAGGGUGCCCUCGCGCCCUGUGUCUCGCGACCCAUCUCUCUUCAUCUCAUGUCCCUUCCUCCUCCCAGAGGGAGACGGAAUUUGAGGCGGGAGGCCGUGCAGCGAACGGCUGCGCGGGGCUCGACUCUGGCGCGGCAGGCCGCCAAACAACCAGAACGGGCGCGGCCCUCCCUGUCGUCGCCGGCGUCGCCGUCGUCCAAUGCUCAUGCUCCCCCUCCUUGUCCCCCUUCCCUG